This is a messenger RNA of Centruroides sculpturatus (bark scorpion), 1566 nucleotides long. Its product is annotated as pancreatic lipase-related protein 2-like. The record is from RefSeq and is a predicted model, not a curated record. NCBI's taxonomy places the organism in Eukaryota, Metazoa, Arthropoda, Arachnida, Scorpiones, Buthidae. Gene Ontology annotation, molecular function: lipase activity. The transcript is spliced from 8 exons. Gene Ontology annotation, biological process: lipid metabolic process. The coding region runs from base 1 to 1566 and encodes 521 amino acids.
AUGCAUGGCUUCGAAUCUUGCGGAUUGUGGCCUCGCAAUCGCUUUAAGAUCGGGGAUGAGGAAUACGUCGUUCUUGACGAAGAUGCUAAUCUAAGUGAAACGGCGGAAGUCUCCCAGGAUCUGGCAACUGAAAGGCAGCAAGAACAAACAGAUACUUUAACGUGUGUGGCAAAAUCCAAUCAGACUACUGAGCAAGAACAGACUGAAAAAGUUGAGUACCCACAACUUUCUGAAGUACCGACAACUCACCCUCCGGAAAAACAGCAAGAUCAAUGUCUGGAAGAGAAAGCGAAGGAAUGUUCUUUAGGUAUGAAAGUAAACAUUUCUAAUACAGAGACAGUUCGAGCGACAUUUGAAAUAAUAUCUCCACUACGUGGUAUUCUUGGAAUUGCAAAAAGGAAAACGUAUGAAAGAAUCAUGGUGCGACGAAAAGAAGAUGAAAAUAACAGUUGGUACUGUAAAUUAUGCCAAGAAGACGUAAAAGAAAAUAUGAUCAAAUGCACACAAUUCUCCAUUGGGAAAAGAGUUCGGUGUCCGAGGAACUUGGGAUGCUUUGGAACGGGACCUCCUUUCGCCCAACCUAAAAGACGUCCGAUCAGCUACUUACCCAACAGCAGAGAGUUUAUCAGAACCAAAUUCCUUCUGUAUACCCGUCGAGAUCCUUGGUUUAACGAGAUUUUGAUACCCGAUCAAAUAGAAACCAUCGAGAUUUCGAAAUUUAACUCCCAAUUGCCAACUAAAGUUAUAAUUCAUGGGUAUGUGGAUAGCACCCUUCUAACCACUUGGAUGAAGAGGUUGACACGCGUACUAUUUUCUGUCGGAGAUUAUAACGUGAUUAUUGUGGAUUGGUUUAUAGGAAGCACAUUCUCAUCGUACAUCCAAGCGGUGGCUAAUGCAAGAGUAGUGGGAGCAGAAAUUGCAUUUCUUAUGGAACGUCUUCAGGAUUUUCAUCUGAUCUGCCACAGUUUAGGAGCACACGUUUGUGGAUAUGCGGGCAAACGACUGAGUGAUCUCGGAAGGAUAACGGGUUUGGAUCCGGCAGGUCCUUAUUUUCAUAACGUUUCUCGUCACGUUCGAUUAGAUGCUUCGGACGCAAUGUUUGUCGAUAUUAUUCAUACGAAUGCAGCUGAAUCAAUAUUUAAAGGUCUAGGUACGAAUGAAAUGAUUGGCCAUGUCGACUUCUUUCCUAAUGGAGGUCACAAUAAUCCCGGAUGUAAAACUCUGCGCGAAAAGAAAAAAUCUAGAACCUUCUUAGAAUUCAUCAGACCUCAAUUAGAAUGCGAUCAUAGACGUGCCAUAGAGUUUUUCAUCGCAUCCAUUAAAUACCCGGAAUGCUUCGUUGCUGUUUCAUGUCGCAGUUAUUUGGAUUUUGCAGCAGGAAGAUGCAGUUGCUCCGACGAAACACCUUGCGCUUUCAUGGGAUUUUAUGCAGAUCAGUUCGAACAUCUCAUAAGGAAUACGUCUGGCAUCUUUUAUCUAGAUACUAGUAGUGAUUAUCCUUACUGUGCUAAAAAUAGACUUAUUUUCAAUUAUAAAAUAAAAACUCGGUCACUUAAAAACCAUUAA